Molecule: messenger RNA, 1681 nt
Organism: Colletotrichum destructivum
Lineage: Eukaryota; Fungi; Ascomycota; Sordariomycetes; Glomerellales; Glomerellaceae
Product: Putative tRNA endonuclease-like domain superfamily, tRNA-splicing endonuclease subunit Sen15
Exons: 1
Coding region: 1210-1680 (156 amino acids)
Biological process (GO): tRNA-type intron splice site recognition and cleavage; tRNA splicing, via endonucleolytic cleavage and ligation
Cellular component (GO): tRNA-intron endonuclease complex
Molecular function (GO): tRNA-intron lyase activity; nucleic acid binding
Source: RefSeq, a predicted model, not a curated record
UGACGGUAUCUGAUGACAGUAUCUGAUGACGGUAUCUGUGGCUUGUGCACGCACUUGCGGCCUUCGUUUGUUCGAUUACGUAGGUGAACUGUUUGCAACUGUUUGCUUAUGGCGCGCCCUUGCAGUCUCACGAGCGUCGUUUCCGAGUUUUCGGCAUCCGUUGCAUUGCUUACUUGUAUCUCUCCUUCCUCGCUUGCUCCUUAGCCUAGGCAUUGGAGGGGGGACUCUUGUCUCAGUGGGACUAUCUUCCCUAGUGAUCCGUCAGUAUCCACGAUGCUGAGUGCAUCGCAAGCAAUAGCUCCAGCGAUAGAAAACACGCCGGGGGGAAAGGGGGCGGCCCGGCCGUGUGUCCAUUGCCCAAGGUUCUGAGCUAAGUUUCAGCAGGUCGAUACGUCAAAGUCCAAGUCCACAAGGGCCCUGUACACUUACCGCAGCAUUCUUGCGCUCCAGUCCUAGGUCGGGUAAUCAGACAGGCUGUCGUGUCAGCGACCUGUAUACAAUGGGACGAAGUGGAAAACGAGCCUACUCGUAAGGCGCCCUGGUGUUAGACUUUGGAUACUCCAGAUUGGUUCGGGGCUUCUCGCUUCCUCCUUCACUGACUGGUGUCUUGUGGAUCGAACCCCGAAGCAGAAGGAAUUCUAGACCCGUGUGAUCGCAUGAUCCAACCAUAGGGAAGGUCCGGAAGCCCCAGCAUUCCAAUCGUACAGACUUUUGACAUUCCCUAACCACAUUGCAGAUCUUUGCACUUGCUAAUGCCUCUCGCAGCUUUAAAAGUCAAUGUAAUUGUACUAGUGCAUCAUCCUGCCCUUUACUUACUUGUGUUCGACCCUGCAGUAGAGAAUGAGACAAGAAAGUUAGGUAGCGGUAACCUGCUCAGCGUCAGCCGGGUUCUACUAGCGCGCUUGACGAGGAGCAGCAGCGUACCUGUACAUCGGUAGAUGCAUAUUAGGUCAUUUGUUUAGGUACUUAGUAAGGUUGCAUAAUCCAUCUCACAUAGAAUCCGAGCCAUCCCAUGGCGUAUGAUUGGCUCCUCACCCUGGGUUACGCCUGGAGCCACCACCCGCUCUGAGAACCUUGAGAACUCUUCACAGCCUCUUCAUAACUGCACUGUAUUCUUCUGCCUGCUCCCUCCCCAACGUCUUCUUUCCACUUCCCAUCAGCCACCAAUCAACUUAAACUCGGCUCAAAUCAUUCCACCUUUGGCCAAAAAUGGCUGCCGCAAAGGAUCUCGACAAUCUUGCUGCUCUGGUGCUCGAUAACCUUCGAGACCAGCAUGACUGGUCAGAAGUUGAACUUCGCGAUGAUGGCAAAAGCCGACCACGGCCCAUCAUCUCUGGCCUACCACCAUCACGCCUAUACAUGCAUCCGGACGAGCAGAUCGAGGCUCUGGGAAUCGAGCAGGCUACUGGGAAGCGCCCAAACCAGGCGCCCGAGUUUGAAUGGGUCCUGCCCGUCCACCUCAGCGAGCAAUGGACCUUGAGCUCUUUUGCCAACAUUUUCGACUCCAUCGACGCUCUGCCGCGGCCAAUUACUUUGGAACAAAGUCGAGACACACCCUCGAAGCGGGAUUGGCGCGGCACAGACCGCCAAAAAAGACUCCUGCUCGCCGUUGUCCAUGAUGACUCGACGGUUUCAUACUACCUCAUUCACGAUGGCAUUGUGAAGCCAAGACAGAAUUAGA